This is a messenger RNA of Gadus chalcogrammus (walleye pollock), 6851 nucleotides long. RefSeq names its product phospholipase C, beta 3 (phosphatidylinositol-specific) (gene plcb3). Gene Ontology annotation, biological process: lipid catabolic process; phosphatidylinositol-mediated signaling. The record is from RefSeq and is a predicted model, not a curated record. The coding region runs from base 513 to 4301 and encodes 1262 amino acids. Gene Ontology annotation, molecular function: phosphatidylinositol-4,5-bisphosphate phospholipase C activity; calcium ion binding; calmodulin binding. Lineage: Eukaryota; Metazoa; Chordata; Actinopteri; Gadiformes; Gadidae. The transcript is spliced from 34 exons.
GGAGAGGAGGAAGGAAGGAAAAGAUCACUCUCUCCCCGGUUGCUCGUUCGUGUGCGAUCGCAGGAAAUAUAAAUAAACAACUCUCGGGAAAAAAAAAAGUUCGAAUAAAACCGCGGACUGGACUGCCUUCGGGCGCAAGAAGCGCGCGCACGGGGACAAGACAGGACAGUGGCGGUGACGCGCCCAGCGGAGUCUCGUCCCUCGCGUGCUUUCACACUCCGAGUCCUCCCGGAGCUCUUUGGACUCUCCGUCAAGUGGCCGUUCGAUAACGCGGGUUUUAGGGUGCUAGCUGUGAACUUUUUCGUGUUCAACGUGUGCGGGGGAGGGAGACGGAGAGAAACAAGCUCCGCCUAAAGUAUCUAGGCUAAUUAACUUUCUCCCCGGAAGAAGGAUUCCGGAGUCGAAACGAGGAGGAGGCGGACGACGGGGCGACUUGCAUUUUCGACCCGAGGAUUCGCUGCUGGCUGUGGCCGAGGUUUAGGCGUUGGCACCCGGGAAGACCGUUCCCAGCCAUGGCCGGGGCGAAGCCCGGGGUGCACGCUCUGCAGCUCAAACCGGUGUCCGUCCACGAGCUGCUGAAGACUGGGAGCAAGUUUAUCAAAUGGGACGAGGAACCCAACAGCGGCCCCCCCAGCCUGGUCACCCUGGAGGUGGAGCCCAACGGAUUCUUCCUCCGCUGGAAGAGUAGUGGAGCCAACCAGGAGUGGGAGAUCUUGGACAUCAGCACCAUUAGAGACACCAGGACGGGGAAGUUUGCCAAGCUGCCCAAGGACCAACGAGUGCGUGAGGUGCUGGGCAUUGGCAAGGUCGAAGACAUGACGAUGAUGACAUCGAAGCUGGUCACGAUCGUCCACGGCAACGACCUGGUCAACGUCUCCUUCCUAAACUUCCAGGCCGUGGAACAUGAGACCGUCGCCAAGAUAUGGACGGAGGAGCUCUUUAAGUUGGCUACGAACAUACUUUCCCAGAAUGCAUCGCGGAACACCUUCCUUCGCAAAGCGUACACAAAGUUAACUCUGCAGAUGAAUCAGGAGGGGAAACUCCCAGUGAAGCACAUCCUGAAGAUGUUCUCAGACAAACGGCGAGUAGAGAUGGCGCUGGAGCAGUGCGGCCUCGCCACCAACAAGACGGAGGGCAUCAAGGUAGAAGACUUCACCUGGGAGGCCUUCCAGAGGUUUCUCGACAGCCUGUCCCUGCGACCUGAGAUACAGAGCAUCUUCGAGGACAUCGGCUCUAAGAGGAAGCCCUUUAUCUCUCUUGACCAGCUGAUGGACUUCAUCAACCAGCUGCAGCGGGACUCGCGCCUCAACGAGGUCCUCUACCCCCCCCUGAAGCGGGAGCAGAUCCGCCAGAUCAUGGAGAAGUACGAGAGCAAUGCCAGCCAGCUGGAGAGAGACCAGAUCAGCCUGCUGGCGUUCACGCGCUACCUGGACGGGGAGGAGAACACCAUCGUCCCCCCAGAGAGGCUGGACCUGAUCGACGACAUGAACCAGCCCCUGGCUCACUACUUCAUCAACUCCUCCCACAACACCUACCUCGCAAUGGGUCAGCUGACGGGCCCCUCCUCGGUGGAGAUGUACCGGCAGGUGCUGCUGACGGGGUGCCGCUGCAUCGAGCUGGACUGCUGGAAGGGCCGGCCCCAGGACGAGGAGCCCUACAUCACCCACGGCUUCACCAUGACCACCGAGAUCCCCUUCAAGGAGGUGAUUGAGGCCAUCGCAGAGAGUGCCUUCAAGACCUCAACGUACCCUCUCAUCCUCUCCUUCGAAAACCACGUGGACUCGGCCAAGCAGCAAGCCAAGAUGGCCGAGUACUGCAGGACCAUCUUUGGCGAUGCCUUGCUCAUUGACCCCCUGGAGAAAUACCCGCUGCUCCCGGGCCUGGCCCUGCCCACCCCCCAGGAGUUGAUGGGGAAGAUCCUGAUCAAGAACAAGAAGAAGCACCACCACCCCCACCGGCCCUCCAGCGGGGGCAGCAUCCGCCGCCGGGAGCUGGACGGGCAGUCCCCGCCCAACCACGACUGUCCUUUGAUGGACAGCGAUGGGGCCCAGCUCUUGUCCAAUGGAGAAGAGAAGCUGGCUGAGGGGAUGGUCAAGGAAUCGGAACCCCGCAAGUCUAUUGGAGGCGAGGGUGAGAGUGAUGAAGAGGAGGAGGAAGACACCUUACCUGAGCUGAAGAAACCUAACUCUGACGAGGGUACGGCCAGCAGUGAAGUGAACGCUACAGAGGAGAUGUCCACUCUGGUGAACUACAUAGAACCCGUCAAGUUCAAGAACUUUGAGGUCGCCACCAAGAGGAAGAAGUUUUUUGAAAUGUCGUCGUUUGUGGAGACCAAAGGCAUGGACACACUUAAGAGUGCGCCCAUCGAGUUUGUCGAGUACAACAAGAACCAGCUGAGCAGGAUCUACCCCAAAGGCACCCGGGUGGACAGCUCCAACUACAACCCUCAGCUCUUCUGGAACAUGGGCUGCCAGAUGGUGGCGCUCAACUUCCAGACGCUGGACCUGCCCAUGCAGCUCAACAUGGGCGUGUUUGAGUACAACGGUCGCACCGGCUACCUGCUGAAGCCAGAGUUCAUGAGGCGAACCGACAAGCACUUUGACCCCUUCACUGAGAACAUCGUGGACGGGAUCGUGGCCAACACCGUCACACUCAGGGUGAUCUCCGGACAGUUUCUGACCGACAAGAAAGUGGGCGUGUACGUGGAAGUGGACAUAUUUGGGCUUCCUGCCGACACAAAGAGGAAGUACAGAACAAAGACGUCCAAUGGGAACUCUCUGGAUCCGGUGUGGGACGAUGAAAUGGCUGGUUUCAACAAGGUGAUCCUCCCUACCCUAGCGUCCCUGAGGAUAGCGGUGUUCGAGGAGAACGGGAAGUUCAUCGGCCACCGCAUCCUCCCAGUGUCGGCCAUCAGACCGGGCUACCACUACAUCAACCUGAAGAACGAGCUGAACCAGCCGCUGCUGCUGCCCUCCCUGCUGGUCAAGACCGAGGCCCAGGACUACAUCCCAAACGAACACCAGGAGUAUGCAGAGGCCCUCACCAACCCCAUCAAGCACGUCAGCCUGCUGGACCAGAGGGAGAGCCAGCUGGCCGUGCUGAUGGAGGAGAACAGCGAGCUCGCCCCGGAGCAGCCUGAGGUACACGAGUCGGAGAAGGAGAGCGAGGCGGCCCCGGGCCGGCUCCCCUCCCCCCUCCACAACCUCCCCCCCGCCGUGGGGGAUGAGCCGUGCGACAGCAUCCCCAGUCCCGGACCAGGUCCGAGGGAGGACUUCAUAGCCUCUGUUGUAACAGAGGUGCUAGUGCAGCCCACCGAGGAGCUGAGACAGCAGAAGGGCUACGUGAAGACGCUGAAGAAGCAGAGCAAAGACCUGAAGGACCUGCACAAGAAACACCUCAAGAAGGUGUGGACCCUGAGCAAGGAGCAGAAGAGCAAGUGCAGCCAGCUCCACUCGGAAAACAUGAGGAGACGCAGCCAGAUAGAGAAGAAACUGAACCACAGCAUCAAGAAGAAUGAGUCCCCGGACCCGGCCCAGAAGCAGCUGAGGAGCCUGGAGCAGGAGCUGCAGCAGCAGACGGUGCAGCUCAGGGAGUGGCAGAUGAAGGCCCUGCUGGAGCUGCGGCGCGGGCAGCACGCCCUGGAGAGCGAGAGGAAGCACACACACCUCCAGGAGGCCUUCCAGAAGCUGAAGGAGACGGCUCAUGAGUGCCAGGCCACCCAGCUCAAGAAGCUCAGGGAGACCUGUGAAAAAGAGAAGAAGGAACUGCAGAAGAUUCUGGACAGGAAGAGACUCAACAGCAUCACUGAAGCCAAGAACCGGGACAAAGAGAAGGCCGAAACGGAGCUGAAUGAAAUCAACAGGAAACAUAUUCAGGACUCUGUCACCUCGAUCCGUGGGCUGGAGAAGGCCCAGGCCCAUCGGCUGGAUAAGCUGGUCCUGAGACAGAGGGAAGUCCUGCAGCACAUAGACGAGGAGCAGCCAAUACUCCUGUGCCGUCUAGUCCGGGAGCUGGAGGCAGAGGUCGAGCGUUUACCUGACGAGAUCCGCCAGUACCUGCAGGCGGAGCUAAAGAGCAAGGGCCUCCGUAGCGACGCCCUCUUCUCGCCGCUGACCAACAACGGCAGCCCCAGCUCGGGGUCCGCCCGCUCCUCCAACUGCUCCACCCCCAACUCCCCCCCCUCCACGCCCAACUGCAGCAUGUGGUACCAAAGCCUGGACAAUAGCACCACCUCAUUGGCCGACUCCAUCUCGGAGUGCACCAGUCACUGCAAAUCUGAGGGCGGGAUGUCUUUCAGUUAAUGUUUCAAAAGAAAAUCUAUUUACCAAAAUGCACAUGCUCAACAGGGGUCUAUAUUGAUAAUAAUAAUAAUGAACUUUACUGAUAGGGUGUAUUUACUUUGUAUGAUUUUAUUAUUUUCUGUCACUUACUAGAGGUUUUCUGUCUUUGGUUGUCGUUGUUUUUAUUGAGAGGAUGUUUAGUCGGGCAUCAUGUUAGACUACUCUUUGCGAGUCUUAAACGUUCCUACCUAAGGACCCCUCCCGAAGACUGCCUAUAAUUACUUGGUUUUAAUUUUUUUAUAUUUAAUUUUUUUAAUUGUAUGUUUUUAUUAUAUUAUUUCUUUCGCCCCAAGCCUUAGUUUGAAGCACACCUCUCUGUCUCUCUCUUACACACAAACACGCACACAGACACACAAACACAAAUGCUUUUUAAUUAUACAAAGCCUUAAAAUUUAAGGAGAGCCUAACUGGACAGCUGGACCCGUCUAUUUGUAGAUUAUGGUAUUAUUAUAAUUUCACUCAUCACUUCUAGGAAGGGAAAAUAUCUGCUUAUAUCGAUUUAAAACGUUUUAGAUAUUAUUUUUUGUUAAGUAUAAAUGCUUUUACUGCAACUGCUCCAGUGGGCCACCAAGGGGCGGUGUAGUACAAAUCUUCUUUUCAAAACCUCGCACACACUAAUAACAAGCACUAUUUAAGAGAGAAACGGAGGUUUGCCUAUUUUUUUCCUUCAAACUGGCAUGUGUGUGUGUGUGCUUCUCCUUGGCUACGACCCCUGCACAAACCAAAGCUGACAAACGCAAAUUAUAUGUUUAGUUACCACUAAUGGUUCGUUUUAUAAGUAUUUUGUUUAUAAUUUAUUUUUCAAAUAAUUUUACCCUACCCCAAAGUCUGGCUUUCUAUGUUGUGUGUGUGUGUGUGUGUGUGUGUGUGUGUGUGUGUGUGUGUGUGUGUGUGUGUGUGUGUGUGUGUGUGUGUGUGUGUGUGUGUGUGUGUGUGUGUGUGUGUGUGUGUGUGUGUGUGUGUGUGAUGGCCAGAGACAAACGCUGCUUUCUGUAAAGCUUUUAGAUUUAAUUUACCUUUUCUUUAAUGUUCUAUUUUUAAGCUCCAAGACUGUAAAUAUUCUCAAACUACUAUGUUGGACUUUUGGGGUUUUGUUCAUAAGGGGGAAGGAUAAUAAUUUAUGUGUCUCGAUCCUGAGUUUAAAAAGUUUCAUGUGAAUAUUUUUUUUAUUUUACUACUGACCACAAGUGCUCAAGAGAGAUGGAGAGUGUGAGGUGUAUGGACGAUACGGGAUGGACGACCAAUUAUGGAAGGGGGGGAAUUGUUCCUCUCUUCUCUCUACAAGCACUAGCUGUCUGUCUGACUGAUUCCCCGCCCUGUGCUUGUAGACCACCUUCAUCAGUCAUUUUGUCAAGUGGUAUUUCCUUAUUCUCUUUUUUAUUUUUUUCAUCAUUGUAACAAGCUACUGUCAUUAAAUACUUAGUUAUUAAGUACUCCAUUUUGGAGAGGCCUGCCUCUUCAUGCCUCUCAUCAUUACCCAUAAUCCCUCACGGCCCAAACAAUCACGUUGAUUAGGUUCGGUCAUCGCCAGUGUAAUGGCGGCAGACGCCCAUCCUUUAAUGUCGAUUUCAACCACAUUUUAGGAUUGCCUUUUGAGAUUCACCCUUUUCCAUAAGAAACGUGGAGAAAAUAUAUUGAAGGUAAAACCCCUUCUGUACUUAGCCUGGGAUUUAAUCAAGAAUGGCCCAAAAAAAUAGACCCAAUGCUAAUUCAAAAUCGAACCGUUUUCCAUGCUAGCCAGUUAAAAAACAGACCCGAUUGAAACUGCACGGACAUUUGUGAGUAUACACAUAGUUUCACAUCCAUAAUUUAAAUAAUUAAACUGUUUCUUGUUUGUUAUGUCAUUCCUCAUGUUCCAUAUCGAUACGACCAAGCUGAAAUAAGUUUACUUUGUUGCAGUGGAUUUUCAUUGUCCGAUGCACUUGGUAGUCUCAUUCUGAGGCCCACCUCAACCGGAUGACAAAGCUGUCAAUAAAUACGUACUUUUUCCCCACCGUCUUUUCUUUCCAUUUUUUGUUAUUUAAUAUACAACAUCUGUCUUUCAACAACGGCUAUAUGUUCAUGUUAAUGCACUUUUCUCGUCCUUGCUUUUAUCGUAAUGUAUUUUGGGUCUGACUAUGGGGUUUCUGAAUGCUAGACACAUUUUGUUAAAUGUAGUUACAAUAGAUGUCCCCAAUGUCUACUCUUCAAUUGAGCUUGAUAUAAUAUAUCACAUAGUCUAGCCUAUCACCUCAGACAGUUUGACAGUCUGAAACUAUCCCACUCAAACCAGAGUUUAGUUUGACCUCGGAUAAGGCAUUUUCUGUACUAUCAAAUGGUAUGAGUUCCACUUUCUACAGAACCCACAUGGUUAGGGAAAAAAGUUAUGCUAAUUUGGACAAUUUACAUCAAUGGAAAGAAAACCAGAAAAUAUCAGCCAAAAACAGAUGGGGCCUUUUAGGUUAGCGAUGUCAUCGUGUUCUGAUUUGUGUUUCUGAGUUUGAUUUAGUUUGCAGUAUAUUUGACAAAUUC